Messenger RNA from Daucus carota subsp. sativus, 501 nucleotides. RefSeq names its product zinc finger protein ZAT11-like. The coding region runs from base 1 to 501 and encodes 166 amino acids. The record is from RefSeq and is a predicted model, not a curated record. Gene Ontology annotation, biological process: response to chitin; response to stress. The transcript has a single exon. Lineage: Eukaryota; Viridiplantae; Streptophyta; Magnoliopsida; Apiales; Apiaceae.
AUGAUGAAGAGAUUCUACAACACAGACAACGUGGAGAGAUUCGCCAUGGCCAACUGCGCCAUGAUCUCGAACAGAGCAGAAAGCAAGUCAUCUCAAGCGGCUCAAAUCUUCACGUGCAAGACAUGUCAACGUAGCUUCGCGUCUUUUCAAGCCCUAGGGGGCCACACGGCGAGUCACAAGCGGCCGAAACUCGGCGGCGGCGACACGGAGGCGGAGAAGCAGUUGCCGAAGCCCCACAGGUGCAGUGUGUGUAGUGCGGAGUUUUGGACAGGGCAGGCUUUGGGGGGUCAUAUGAGGAAGCAUCGCGCAGCCAAGAUUCUUGGGACUAAUGAGAGUUGUAAUAAUAAUAAUAAUGCUAGUUCUGUGACUAGUAGUGAUGGGCAUUAUGAUCUUGAUUUGAAGAUGAAGAUGGUUAGUAGUGAUUGUUAUGGUAAGAGGGUUUUGGGGCUUGAUUUGAAUUUGAGUCCGGAGGCGAAUGAAUUGAAGAUUUUCGGGUUCUAA